Molecule: messenger RNA, 888 nt
Organism: Mytilinidion resinicola
Lineage: Eukaryota; Fungi; Ascomycota; Dothideomycetes; Mytilinidiales; Mytilinidiaceae
Exons: 2
Coding region: 51-572 (173 amino acids)
Source: RefSeq, a predicted model, not a curated record
CCCCGUGGCCCUCGCCGAAUCCUCUUCACCGCCCCUCUCUUCCCCUCGCUAUGCCUACCCUCUCUACCCUUACCACCCUCGGCCCCUACCACUUCUUCACGUACGCCACCCUCCUCGGCACCUCCCUCUACCAGACCUUCGUCAUGACCAAAGUCUGCUACAACGCGUUACCACGAAGCGCCUUCACCACUCUCAACAAACGCGUAUUUCCCGUUUAUUUCCAGGGCCAAACCCUCCUCCUCGCUCUCACCGCCGCGACGUUCCCGCCGUACGGGCCGCUGAGCUUGAGGCGAUCAAUGGGGGAUCUGCUCCCGCUGGCACUUGCGGGGGGAAUGGCCGUGCUGAAUCUGGUGAAGUUCGGGCCGGCGACGCAGAAGGCGAUGGUGGAGAGAGGGUGGCAGGAAACCCGCGACGGGAAGAAAGCCAGCGAUCCCGACGUCAGUGACGAGAUGCGGGCGCGGAAGAAGGCGUUUUCGCAUUAUCAUGCGAUGAGCAUUCAUUUGAAUCUGGUGGCAAUUGGGGGGAUGGUGUGGUAUGGGUUGAGGUUGGCGGCGAGGCUGGAUUUUGGGUAGGGGGGUGGAGGGGAGGGAUGUUGUGCGCUUGACACGAGGUUGGAUAUGAAGAUAUGGCGAGAUUGGGAGGGCUACUGUACAUGUCGUCGUUAAAUAUGUCGUAACCCAGAGUACUAGGGAAAUAAUGUGGGGCCUAUCUUCGUAUUCGAUAGAAGAGGGGAGUCUUCAGAGGGGAGCAGAUGCGUCGAGUUGGAAGUGCUGUAGGUGGACAAGGAUCUUACAUGAUCGGGCCACCUUGAGGUUCUAUGUGCAGCCUGAAUAUAGCGUCUAGAGAGCUCAUAGAGUAGGCAGUAACUCAGCGGGCAGAGUUUGAGAG